AUGGCGACUGGAACAUAUGCCAAUGGCAAUUUUGUAUCAGAUACCGCUGCUAGUGCGGCAAUGGACGAUCUGGUUGGUGCCAUCCACCACUGCCUUUCAGAUGUACAAACCGACGGAUCAUUUGCAGUGUUUUCGCCAUUGGAUAACGCACCCAAUCCAGGUAUAUAUCUCCAAAAUGGAGGUGUCGUAGGACUUCCUUUAUCGGAGCGCGAUGCCCAUGCAAUCGUCGCAGCAAGUCAUGAGGCUCCAUUUGGUAAAGGAGAGCAGACUAUCAUCGACAAGAGUGUACGCAAGACUUGGGAACUGUCUCCUGACGACUUUGAGUUGAGGAAUCCGGCUUGGAUGUCAUUUAUCAGAUCUACCGUAACUGCAGUAGGUGUUGGUCUCGGUAUUGGCGCUUGUGGUAGAGGUGUUUCUGCUCAACUGUAUAAAAUGCUGCUUUAUGACGAAGGCGCACUUUUCAAACCCCAUCAAGAUUCCGAGAAAGUUCCUGGCAUGUUUGGUACCCUCGUUAUUGUUUUACCGUCAAAGCAUGAAGGGGGAGAGGUUAGAGUAACUCACGCGGGGGAAACGAAAUUAUUCGAAUCUUCCAUCCAUUCAGAAUUCGGAACCUCAUAUGCUGCAUGGUUCUCUGAUGUCACCCAUGAGGUGAAGCCUGUCCUUUCUGGCCAUCGGCUAGUCUUGACUUACAACCUUGUGCAUACCACGUUGGGCCCCCAACAACUAUCUGCUGGUGGUGAAGGUUCUUUGCUUCAGUUGAGAGCCACAUUCUCAAAGUGGAAAGAUGGGUUACAACAGGCUCACUGGAGAAGAGCCGUCGCUUAUCAACUUGAACACCAAUACACUGAAGCAAGUCUGCGAUUCGACAGCCUGAAAGGCAAGGACAUGCAAACUGGCUCGUUGCUCAAGCAAGUUUGUGAAGAGUAUGGAUUCUCGUUCUAUCUUGCAAAUUUCGAGAAGACCGUCGAAGGAGGCUGUGACGAGGAUGAAGAAACUGAUGAGGAUGGCAUGCAUCCCAUCACAGAGGAAUGUGAUACAAGUGCAACUUUGAAAAAAGUUGUAGAAUUGGACGGAACCGAAAUCGCUAGUGAUUUGGAAUUUGGUGAGAAGAACUUUACCACCGAGUUUCCUUUUGAGGACAUAACCCCUGAUGACGAGGAAUACUCUGGAUAUACUGGAAAUGAGGGCGUUUCAGCCACGCAUUUCUAUCGACGAACGGUGGCGCUGAUCAUGCCCAAAGAUUAUCGAGUUGAGUUUUUCCUUGAUCCUGCGAGGACCGUACCAAACCGCUCCAUCUAUGGUUUUUAUGGACAGCCGGAACCGGAACCGGAGAAGUCAUUGCUUCUAGUCUGGCAUGACCGCUUUGUGUACGAAUUGGUGACGAAUCCAUCUGAUGAUUCUGCUCGGGAGUACCUUGAGGCCGUUUGCCGAAUGGUUCCCCGACAACUGAAAUCUUGGCGGUUAAAGACAAGUCAUUGGCAUCAAAUCCCAGCUGACUACGAUUAUGGACCACCCAAAGACUACCAGUCAUCCAAAGCUCCUUUCUCCGAGAGGAUUGUGGAGCAAAUUCUCUGCACUACAUUGGAAAUUCUGGAUUCGAAAGAGUUGUUCUCGGAAGCUUUCUCAAUAUGGCCUGAAAAGGUAACACCGCAAAUGUUUGAGCAGAGUGGAAUAGCUUGGGUACGAUAUGAUUUAUCAUUGGGUGACAAGUUGUCUAUGCGGCUCGCCAAGAUCGAGUCACUUAAUGAUCGCUUCGAAAUCAUUAAAACUAUAGAGCUCGGAAUCACUUCAGAGUCGAAGCGUAGUAGCAAGGACAUAACUACACAAGAAGAAUGGAUUAAGUCGCAGAUCGUCAUUGCCUUGGUCGACUCGAAAAUGAAAACAGCACGGGAUGGUAAUACUCUGAGCAUGAUCGCUCAAAGACUACCCCCACAAGAUACAUUCCAGAGUACCCUGCCUGCUGUCAAGCGCCAAAUCACAUAUACUCCAAUGGCGUUAGCUUUUCUUUGCGGCCUAUUUGCUGCCUGCAGCACUGGUGUCAUGGCUAUGGACAUCGCACACAAGGUCUUUCGAGAUGUGAUUUCCGACCUCGCCAAAUAUUUCAAUCUCAAAGUCGAGGACCUUCUGAAAGCUACCAAGCCGGGCCUAGACAACCCUUACAUCAGAUCCGCGUCACUAAAGGGAAAUGAAGAGAUCGAUAGGCAGAAUAUUCUCAAUAUCACCCAAGUCAUGUCCAUAUGUCUUGACCUCGGUCUUGAUGAGUUCGACGAAAUUUGCACUAAAUUGACUGCAAAUGUCAAAGCUUCGCAUAUAAAAUGGUCGCACAUUGACGUAUUCGAGUCUUUUUACAUACCGUUAUUAAAGGAACUCUAUAGCAUAGUUCAAGGCAAAGCAGCACCUCCACCUCUCCAGACUCUAUUCCAAGAAACCUUAUCCAAAUACAUCGUCGAAUUCGUCCGCGCCGAACCCCCAUCAGCCAAGAAUUUCACACGGCCACGUAUUCCUUGCACGUACAAAAACCGCUGUAGGGGAUGCGACGACCUGAAUCGCUUCCUCAUCAACCCCAAUCAGAAAGAAUCCCGCUUCAUCGUAUCGCGACAGCUCGCCGGCCAUCUAGGAAGACAGCUACAGGGCAAGCCAGACUUAUCACAUAGCACGAGGCGAGAAAGCAAUACACAAGAAUCACUGACUAUCACCAAAACCAACACGACUUAUGUCAGUGAACACAACAAAUGGGCUGAACGAUUUGCGGUUGCGAAGGCGCAUAUACGGAGUAUGUUGGUGACGGAUGAGAUUACGCUUCGUGGAUUGCUUGGCCAUAAGUUUGAUAUGAUUCAAUCGCUUUCAGUGCCUGCUUUGGUGGCGGAUAUGUCGAGUCGACAUGAUCCUUUGGCUGCCAGUCGGAAUGCUUCGAAUUCCAGGGUUUUACCGCCUAUUACGAAAAGAAAGAUAUCUGCCUCUGCUGCAGCGAGUAGCGGGAUGAUUCCCACUAGGAAGUUAUUAUGA
Glarea lozoyensis ATCC 20868 is the source of this 3006-nucleotide messenger RNA. RefSeq lists its product as uncharacterized. The record is from RefSeq and is a predicted model, not a curated record. Bases 1 to 3006 code for a protein of 1001 amino acids. Lineage: Eukaryota; Fungi; Ascomycota; Leotiomycetes; Helotiales; Helotiaceae. The transcript is spliced from 6 exons.